Messenger RNA from Pistacia vera, 1463 nucleotides. RefSeq names its product class I heat shock protein-like. The record is from RefSeq and is a predicted model, not a curated record. The coding region runs from base 912 to 1328 and encodes 138 amino acids. Gene Ontology annotation, biological process: protein folding; response to salt stress; response to hydrogen peroxide. The transcript has a single exon. NCBI's taxonomy places the organism in Eukaryota, Viridiplantae, Streptophyta, Magnoliopsida, Sapindales, Anacardiaceae.
UCACCAUCAGAACUAACAUCAGAUUGAGGAAAAAAAAAAAAAGGAGAAGUUCUAGUAUUAGAAAAUAGAAACCAAGUAGAGAAGUUGAGAAAAUUUUGGAGAGAAACUAAGAUGUUGAUAUAGUGGAGGUGCUGGAAUUUGAAUAAAAGUAAUUUUAAAACAAAUGGCUGAUUUGAUGAGAAUCACUUGUUUUAAUGUUCAUCAAUCAUAAUUAAUGAAUCAAGAAAUUUCAGGUCUUCUUGAGCAUUUACUUCUUCAUGGUAAUUAAUUUAUCAGAUGAUAAGAUUGAUCAUCAAAACCAUGCAUCAUGAAUUAAUGUUGGUAUAUAUUUACCCAAUUAAUGAUAAUGCUGCCUGCAAUUAAUAAAAACCGAAGUCCUAAGAGAGAGAGAGAGAGAGAGAGAGAGAGAGAGAAAUAUUCAUAUAUCAUGCAUGGGCCUCUACAAUUAAAGUCUGCAGGGUGAACAAUGGGCUCUCUGUAUCCUUCUGCCUUCAAAUAUUACUUGUCUUUUCAUUCGUGUUAGUGUUCUACUGUUCUGUAGUAAUGUCAAUAUGAUAAUGAUUCACAACCCAGGAAAAAAAAACAAAAAUAAAGAUGAUGACUCAAAAGCAUUUAAUCUAUACUCUUCUGGAACUCUCAUAAACUAGUAAUAUAAAAAUAUAAAAUACCAUGUAACUUCAUAUUCAAUCAAUCAAUGAUAUUAUCAAACGUUGAACAAUUCCACCUAACCGAAGGUCUUAGAACACACCACAUUCCUCUUUCCAAAUCACAGUUACAAUGAAAAGAAGCCCCGAGAAAUUUCAAGAAUCACCCCUUGUUUCUUAUAUAUACAUACCAUUAAACACCAAAACAUAUUAUCAAUAAAUUCCAUUUUCGUACAACACAAGUUUCAUCGAUCAUUAACAUUCAUCAUGUCGCUUAUCCCUAAACUGCUUGGUGAUGAACCAUUUGAUCCCUUCCUCUCAAUGGUUAACCAAUGUCCAGUCCUCAACACUCCAACGGAUUGGAAGGAGACCCCAGAAGCCCACGUGUUCACAGCCGAUCUCCCAGGGCUCAAGAAAGAGGAGGUGAAAGUUGAAGUCGAUGAAGGCAGAGUGCUGCAAAUAAGCGGGGAGAGGAACGUCGAAAAAGAUGAUAAAAACGAUAAGUGGCAUAGAGUUGAGCGUUGUCGUGGCAAGUUUCUUAGAAGGUUCAGGCUGCCUGAAAAUGCCAAGACGGAUGAAGUGAAGGCGUCAAUGGAAAAUGGAGUGCUUGUGGUGACCAUUCCUAAACAAGAAGUGAAGAAACCAGAGAAGAAAGUGAUUGAGAUUGAAGAAAUCAAGGGUUGAGAAAAUUAUAAUGAAAUAUUGUGUGCUUGUUUGAAAUUAUAAAUAUGUUUGUUCUAAGUGUGAUUUCCUUUUUUUGGGUUUUUCUCUGUAAUAAUAUUCUACCAUCAGUACCAUGUCCAUGCAAGGUACAAAUUA